Molecule: messenger RNA, 345 nt
Organism: Sclerotinia sclerotiorum 1980 UF-70
Lineage: Eukaryota; Fungi; Ascomycota; Leotiomycetes; Helotiales; Sclerotiniaceae
Exons: 3
Coding region: 1-345 (114 amino acids)
Source: RefSeq, a predicted model, not a curated record
AUGCCUUCCCUUACCCCUUCAGGUCAUGCUGCCGGUUUGGACAACAAAAAGUCGGAUCAAUCGGCUCUCCAAAUCCACAUUCGUAAAUCUCGCUGCGAGAAAGUAAAUCCCAGUAAAUCCCUCACUCAAGAAAUAUUCCUAUGCACGGUAAGAGCGGCACAUAAGAUCGGUUUAUUCAUUUAUGUUUCUCCAUUGAACAUUUAUGGGGUCUUGAGGGAAUCUUCCGACAUGUCAAUACCGCCAAGUUGUAACUGUAACGCUGCAAUUGAAAUAAUUGGACGAGUCCCACUAUCCCAUAGCGAUCCCCGGAGAUGUUCGACCGCUGUCCCUACAUGCGUCGUUUAA